Molecule: messenger RNA, 1332 nt
Organism: Penicillium alfredii
Lineage: Eukaryota; Fungi; Ascomycota; Eurotiomycetes; Eurotiales; Aspergillaceae
Product: Gfo/Idh/MocA family protein
Exons: 1
Coding region: 1-1332 (443 amino acids)
Biological process (GO): NADPH regeneration
Cellular component (GO): cytoplasm
Molecular function (GO): oxidoreductase activity; nucleotide binding
Source: RefSeq, a predicted model, not a curated record
AUGUCCACCCCGGUCCUUCGCGUCGGCAUCCUCGGCGCCACUGACACGGCCCAAGCCACCUACCUACCCAUCCUACACUCCGAUCCAACCCACUUCCAUCUCUCCAUCAUCUAUGACCCCAACCCCGAGGUCACGCAGCACUGCCAGGCCCAGUUCAAGAUCCCAUACCGCACAAGCGUCGCAGACGACGUCUUGCGCCAUGCAGGGAUCGAUCUAGUCCUGAACCUCCUACCCAUGGAAGACCGCGAGCAAUACACCGUGGCAGCCCUAAAGGCAGGCAAGCAUGUGAUGGUAGAAGCGCCUCUGAGCCUCAGCAUCCCGGGCUGGCAGCACAUCCGCGGCGCAAUCAAAAAGAGAAAUGCCACCACCGCCACCGGUGUCACCACCCAGUCCAAUGGGGAUACCAACAACAGCGUCGAGAGCAAGAACAAUCCCAAGAUCUUCGUCAGCUGUGCGUACCGCUACGCACCAUGUUUCACAGAAGUAUUCAAGAAAGAGCUCGCCAGUCUGGACCGAAUAUACUACGCACGAUGUCGCAACAUCGCAGGCGCGCCGAGUAUCAACCCAAGACCAACCACGAACGGCAAUAAACCCACCAAGAACGGCACCAACGGAGCAGCCACAAACCCAAACACAACCGCCCAAUUCCGCGCACUCCUCGCAGACGUCUUCGGUGGACCCGAAGAAGACCUCACCCCCGACCGCGCAGCAUUCUGCCGUUUCCUCGGGACACGCGGCGGCCACGACCUAUCGCUGAUGCGCGAGUGUCUCGGGCUGCCAGACGCCGUGUCCAGCGUCUCGAUUACAGUCCCGUUCUACUCGGUUGUGUUCCACUACACCGAUACCGCGGGACAAGGACAAGGGCACCCGUUUACGCUUCUCUAUGAAGCCGGUGUGGACGGCGUGCCGCGCUGCGAUGCGCAUCUUACUAUCUACGGCGCAAACAAGACUAUCAGCGUGCAGUAUGAUUUUCCGUGUCCUGGUGAGGUGGGGUCGAUUGAGGGGUUGUGUGUGCGGGUUGUUGUUGAGGAGGCCGAACCUGAUACUGCUGUGUGCAGUGGUCAUGGCCAUAUUAAUGGCAAUGGACAUGGCAAUGGUAUUGCCAGCAGCUGGUACACCGACAGCUGUGCCCGUGUCAAGAGAACCGAGAUAGUGAGCAGUGCCGACGACGCGUAUCGACAGGAACUUGCUGCCCUGUAUUCGUAUCUGGUGGAGGGGAACACGGCGGGGAAGACGGAUGCCGGGGAUGCCCUGAUGGAUUUGAGGUUGCUGCGCUUGAUCUUUGAGCAUUAUAAUCGGCAGUGCGGGACGAUUCGCACGCCGUUGGGUUAG